AUGUCUUGGCAAGCCUACGUAGAUGAUCAGCUCGUGGCUACUGGUAAAAUUACCAAAGCUGCUAUAUUGGGUAAACAGGGUGGUGUAUGGGCUGCUUCGAGUGGAUACAAUCUCUCACAAGCCGAGCAAGAUGCAGUGGUCAAAACAGCUUUCACCCAACCCGAUCAAGUGAGAGCCAACGGUAUCACCCUCAAUGGAUUCAAAUUUAUGACCCUCCGAGCGGACGCCGACGAAGUGAUUGGACGAAAGGGGGAACGAGGUGUCUUCAUUAUUCCUACCAACCAGGCUAUUCUCGUUGCCGAGUACGACGCACCUACCUCAGCAGGAGAAGCUAAUGUGGUAGUUGCCAAACUUGCCGAUUACCUGAAAUCCGUCAACUAUUAG
Molecule: messenger RNA, 384 nt
Organism: Kwoniella botswanensis
Lineage: Eukaryota; Fungi; Basidiomycota; Tremellomycetes; Tremellales; Cryptococcaceae
Exons: 6
Coding region: 1-384 (127 amino acids)
Cellular component (GO): cell cortex
Molecular function (GO): actin monomer binding
Source: RefSeq, a predicted model, not a curated record